CGCCAGGAGCCGAGCCGGUGCCAGCCCGGCCCCAGGGCCCUUCAGCCCCCCCCUGCCCGCGUCCCCUCGGGCAGGAGCGGUGCCCGGCCGUGGGCGAGUCGCAGGGGUUCAUCCCGAAGGGUUAACUGGAAUAAAUUAUUAAUAGCCGUCGCUUUUUAAACAAAACUGCGUUAAUUUAGAGAAGGAUCACCAACGAGAGGCAAAUAGAGAGUAUGGAGUUAAUUCGAGGCUAAUUUAUUUAGUCUACAGUAAAAUAUGAACCUAUUGACUUUAACACUAUUUUUCUGCUGUUAACUCUGAGUCUAGAUUUGAGGGUUUUCUGUGGAAUAAAAAAUAAGAAAUCAUGUACAUGUUCCCUUUAAUAUCCUGUCCCCAUGCCCUCCUCUGCCUGGGCCACUCGCCCCUCCUCCCCCCAGGGACUGCCUUUGGGCGACUUUAAAAGCCCAGGGGCCCUUCUCCCAGCGUAGGUGUGAGCUUUAACCCCCCAGGACUAGCCCUGAACGCCACCCCUCGCACCUCUGCAGCGCCUGCGCCCGGCCCGGGGCUCCCCCAGCCUGCCCUGCCCCAGGGACGUGCCGGGGGCGGACGGGGGGAGAGGAGUCAACACUUUCUCUCAGCUUUCAUCCCCGUGCUGUGCUUCCUUCCCCCUGCCGAGGGUCUCUGCUGCAGCUUGUCGCUUUCACCAGCACUGGAUUCAUCUGCCCACACAAUGGUCUUCAGCAAGUCGAGAUGUCAAAGUCUGGUGAGGUCAAUGAACACUGACCCAAUGCUUGUCUGAAAGAAGGUGCUGUAAAACAAGCAGAAAGCCAGCUGGAAAGCCCUCGUGCUGUGUCCUGGUACGGGAGGGGAAGAAAAUAGUGCAUUUGUGAUCAAAAAGAGGCAACUUGAACUGUGCUGGUGUUCCUAGUAAACGCUGGUGGAAGUGCUGGGAUGGGAGGCUGGGCGCAGCCACAGAGCUCUGCCCACAGCCCCAGCGUGAGCGCUGCCCGGACGCCUUAGAGGGAAGGACUGAGCAGGAGCAGCCCUCCUGUGCCAGACACCGGGUGCAGUAGCCCGGCCAGUCGCUCUGAAGCCAGAGGCAGCACAUGUCGGCAGCCAGAGCACACGGGCUGCUGUGCAGAGGCCGCCUGUCCCCCCCGCCUGGGAAGUGCAGAUGCAGAGCAGGGCGCGCUCUGCCACCCUCAGCCCAGGCGGCGACUGGAGACAGCGACAACCACCAGCAAACGCAGCAGCAUGUCUCCAGAGACGAGUACUCCCUCGCCAGAGCCUCAGGCACCAGGUUCCUGCCAUCAGCCUGGCUGCUGCCCGGGCCUACAGCACACAGGCAGCCCAGGACAAGGAGGAGGAGCCCCUGCACAGCAUCAUCAGCAACACGGAGAACGUCAAAGGUGCAGCCUCUAAACAUGAGUUUCAGGCUGAGACAAAGAAGCUGCUGGACAUUGUUGCCCGUUCCUUGUACUCAGAGAAGGAGGUGUUCAUCCGGGAGCUGAUCUCCAACGGCAGCGACGCGCUGGAGAAGCUGCGGCACCGGCUGGUGGCAGAGGGAAAGGCCUUGCCAGAGAUGGAGAUCCACCUGCAGACAGACAGUGGGAAGGGAACCAUCACUAUCCAGGACACAGGUAUUGGGAUGACCCAGGAGGAGCUGGUCUCAAACCUCGGUACCAUUGCUCGCUCAGGCUCGAAGGCUUUUCUAGAUGCUCUGCAGAGCCAAGCUGAAGCCAGCAGUAAGAUCAUUGGCCAGUUUGGAGUGGGUUUCUACUCGGCCUUCAUGGUGGCUGAUAAAGUGGAGGUGUUCUCCCAGUCUGCAGAGCCAGGCAGCCCAGGCUACCACUGGUCCUCGGAUGGUUCAGGAAUGUUUGAGAUUGCAGAGGCAUCUGGUGUCAGAACUGGGACUAAGAUUAUUAUACAUCUCAAAGAAGAGUGCAAGGAGUUUGCAAAUGAAGACCGAGUCAAGGAGGUGGUGACAAAAUACAGCAACUUCAUCAGCUUCCCACUGUACCUCAAUGGGAGGAGAAUCAACACACUGCAGGCCCUCUGGAUGCUGGACCCCAAGGACAUCGGCGAGUGGCAGCACGAGGAGUUCUACCGCUUCGUGGCCCAGGCCCACGACAGGCCCCGCUACGUCCUGCACUACAGGGCUGACGCUCCCCUCAACAUCCGCAGCAUCUUCUAUGUGCCUGAGCAGAAACCAUCCGUGUUUGACAUCAGCAGGGAGCUGGGCUCCAGCGUCGCCCUCUACAGCCGCAAAAUCCUCAUCCAGACCAAAGCUGCAGACAUCCUGCCCAAGUGGCUGCGUUUCCUGAGAGGCGUUGUGGAUAGUGAGGACAUACCCCUGAACCUCAGCAGGGAGCUGCUGCAGGAGAGUGCCCUUAUCAGGAAGCUCCGAGAUGUUUUGCAGAAGAGGUUAAUCAAGUUCUUCAUUGACCAGAGCAAGAAGGACCCCGAGAAAUACGCCAAAUUCUUUGAGGACUACGGGGUGUUCGUGAGAGAGGGGAUCGUCACAGCAGCAGAGCAGGACGUCAAGGAGGACAUUGCGAAGCUGCUGCUGUACGAGUCGUCGGCGCUGCCGGCGGGGCAGCUGACCAGCCUGGCUGCCUACGCGUCCCGCAUGCGCCCCGGCACCAGGAACAUCUACUACCUGUGUGCGCCCAGCCGCCACCUGGCUCAGCACUCCCCCUACUUCGAGGCCAUGAAGAAGAAGGACAUGGAGGUCCUGUUCUGCUAUGAGCAGUUUGAUGAGCUGACACUCUUGCACCUUCGGGAGUUCGACAAGAAGAAGCUGAUCUCGGUGGAGACGGAUAUUGUUGUUGACCACUAUAAGGAAGAGAAGUUUGAGGAGGGCAGCACAGCUGCAGAAUGUCUGACAGAGAAGGAGGCUGAGGAUCUGAUGGCCUGGAUGAGGAAUGCCUUAGGCUCUCGAGUCACUGGUGUUAAGGUGACGAGGCGGCUGGACACGCACCCUGCCAUGAUCACUGUGCUGGAGAUGGGGGCUGCCAGGCACUUCCUGCGCAUGCAGCAGCUGGCCAAGACUCAAGAGGAGCGAGCCCAGCUCCUGCAGCCCACCCUGGAGAUCAACACAGGGCACACUCUGAUUAAGAAGCUUAACGAGCUGAAGGACAGUCAGCCUGAUCUGGCCCAGCUGUUGCUUGAUCAGAUCUAUGAGAAUGCCAUGAUAGCAGCAGGGCUGAAUGAGGAUCCCAGGCCAAUGGUGGGACGGCUGAAUGAGCUCCUCACCAGGAUCCUGGAGAAGAACUGAGCCCCAGAAGACUGAAGAGUGAACUCUGCUUGGCUCUCUUUCCUCUAGUGCAGUCACAGAAUCACACAGAAUCCCAGAGGUGGGGGUUGGAAGGGCCCUUCCUGAGCAGCCUGUGCUGGGGGUCCCUCACCUGAACACUAGUGUUUCUCCUCAUGUGCCAGUGGCAUUCCCUGUGCCUCUGCCAGCUGCUGCAGCACCUGCUCACAGGCCUGUGCAGAGGGAGGCUCCACACAGGAGGGAGGCAGGGAGAACACAGAGGACUUCAGCCCCUCGCUGCACAGGGAGGAGCCAGUGGCAAUCAUUAGAUCAUGUCUCAUCAGCCUGUUCAAAGGGCAGUGUUCUCAGUGGGAACAAAACCCAGAGCUUGCUACUACAACAAUAUGCCCAAAUUUCUGACCUGAGCCUGCAGAGCCUCAUUUCAUCCUGGUCCUAGAAGUGGUCUUUCCCAGAGCAGCUUAAGAGCCCUCCACCUCUGAGCAAGCAGGAGGAGUUUGUUGGCACAGACACAGAUCAGUGCCAUCAGCAAACGUGUUCUGUUGGUGGAAUGUGUUGGUACAAUCCCAUGGCAGAAAAGAGGCCUGAGCUGCUGGGCAAUGGAGUUCAUCCUGGCCUUGCUGUGGAGAAAGGGAAGUAACUGGGGAAACGGGUUUCCAGUGUGUGGCUUUCUGGAGAGCCUGCAGGGUUCUUGCCUCUUCUGUGGGACAAGCUGCAUGUCUAGCUGAUCUGUAUUUGUGAUAAAUAAACUCCUUUUCCAAA
This is a messenger RNA of Colius striatus (speckled mousebird), 4012 nucleotides long. RefSeq names its product TNF receptor associated protein 1 (gene TRAP1). The record is from RefSeq and is a predicted model, not a curated record. Gene Ontology annotation, molecular function: ATP-dependent protein folding chaperone; protein kinase binding; ATP binding. Gene Ontology annotation, biological process: protein folding. Lineage: Eukaryota; Metazoa; Chordata; Aves; Coliiformes; Coliidae. Gene Ontology annotation, cellular component: mitochondrial inner membrane. The transcript has 18 exons. Bases 1154 to 3256 code for a protein of 700 amino acids.